Messenger RNA from Cuscuta epithymum, 1091 nucleotides. Lineage: Eukaryota; Viridiplantae; Streptophyta; Magnoliopsida; Solanales; Convolvulaceae. The record is from the annotation of a GenBank genome assembly.
ACACAAACAAAAUUAUCCAAUGAGUGCACAAAAAAACAAAACAAUCCAAGAGGAACACGAAAUAAACCAAGCGCAGGAAACCGAAACCGCCAUUCCAAAUCUUAGCAGUUAAGCUUUGAGAUUCAUAUUUCACCCCUCCGUUCAAUUUCAAUACACUCUCAUCAAUACGGUAUAGAGACAGGGGAGAGGAAAAGAUCCCUGAAAUGGACGGACCGCCGGAGAAUGAUUUUUGCUCAAUAUGCCAUGGCACCUUCCGCAUUCCUUGCCAAGCCAAUUGCUCCCACUGGUUUUGCGGUAAUUGUAUUCUACAAGUUUGGGAUCACGGGCCAGCCUUGCAGCCAUGUAAAUGUCCGUUGUGCCGUCGCCAGAUUACUCUUUUGGUCCCUUCAGAUGAUUCAUCUAGGCAGCGUCGAGCUCCUGAUGUAUCUGGUGUUUUUACUAAAAUUGAACGAUAUAAUGGUUUAUUUGGCCCGCGGAGCAAUGGACUUAUGCAGAAAAUGCAAGAUCUUCCGUUUCUCCUCAGGAGAUUGUUACGAGAUAUUACAGACCCUCAACGGUCUCUUCCUUUUUUCAUCAGGGCACGAGUAUAUCUGGCAACAUUUUUAAGUGUGCUCUAUGUCCUCAGCCCUAUAGACAUUAUUCCAGAAGGAGUUUUGGGUAUAAUUGGAUUCCUGGAUGAUGCAAUUAUAGUGUUCAUUUGCUUCCUGCACGUGGCUGCACUCUACCGGGCAUUACUGGUCUCACGCCAUGGCGGUGGAGUUGCCUCAUAGCAGCAGUAAUAAGUUUCAUCUUCUCUUCCAAUUCAAAUUACUUUCUUCUGGCUGUGACAGAACAAGCAGACAGACAUAGUAGGGAAGCAAAUGAAAUUCAAAAGGGAGGUGAGGGAGGUGGUGCAGAAAUACGUACGUACACUUCCCUUGAUGGGGUUGUGCUCCAAUUUUGGAUUUCCAUUAAAGUUCAACGUAUAGAUAAAUGCCAUUUGAGGUUAUUAAUGUUUACUUGGCUCAUGCAUAUGUCAUUAUGGAACCACAGAUGCUACUAUCAUCCUUAUUUGAUCUUGUGUUCAAUAUUAAUGUGGUCAACUUAAUUCA